AUGUCCGUGUUGGCCCCCAUUCUAUAUAAAUAUAUGACAAAGCAAAAUGAGUCUUCUAUUACACCCAAGCCACCCGCAGUGGUGAUCGCAUCGAAUGCGCAGGGCAAGGACCCGCGAACCUUUGUGAUCCAUCAAGGAAUUAAUGCACAGAUCGACCAGGCUUUCGCCAACGUGAACGUGAACCUGAAGCACGGCGGAGGAAAAGGCGGGGAGCAGGUAUUUCGGCUGAACUUGUACCAUGUCCUGAUCAACGAUGAGGCUCUCGAGGCCGAUGGUAUACCGAGCCAUUACCCCAUUUGGGAAUGUAAUGGGGUAACGAGGCUCGGCGAGGAUGAUGUGCGGGUUGAUAUUGAAGUUGUAGGUCGUGAUCCACGAGAGAUCGAGAUCGGAGGGGACAUGGCGCGAGAUGAAUUUAUGGAUCAUGAAUCCAUCUAG
Molecule: messenger RNA, 435 nt
Organism: Penicillium hordei
Lineage: Eukaryota; Fungi; Ascomycota; Eurotiomycetes; Eurotiales; Aspergillaceae
Exons: 4
Coding region: 1-435 (144 amino acids)
Source: RefSeq, a predicted model, not a curated record